Molecule: messenger RNA, 861 nt
Organism: Neltuma alba
Lineage: Eukaryota; Viridiplantae; Streptophyta; Magnoliopsida; Fabales; Fabaceae
Product: lactosylceramide 4-alpha-galactosyltransferase-like
Source: RefSeq, a predicted model, not a curated record
AUGGAACCUCACAACAAAACACCAAGGGAUCGGCUGGCUCGAGAGAAACUUCAUGAGUCCAGGAUUUUGAAAUCCAACGUCGUCACUCGUCAGUUUCACAGGAGAGUUCUGGGAAUCUUGAGCAAUAAAUGUGAAUCUCAGUUUCUCAUAACUGGGAUAUCCCCAGCGAGGUUGUUUUUAAGCAGGGAAUUGUUAUCCUUAAAAACUCUUUUCAAGGUUCAUCCCAGAGCGUGUUUGAUCAGAGUAUCAAGAACUUUGGAUUCCAAACAGGGUAAGAGGAUUCUGAGGCCUCUGACUCGCAUCGAUCGUGGGUUCAAAGUUGCAUCUGUGACACCAGAUUUGCAGAGUUUGUUUCGUAAGACUCCUGCAAAAGCAUGGCUCCAUGAUCUGAGAAAAGGGAAGGACCCAGGUAAGAUUCCUCUGUCACAGAAUCUAUCGAAUCUCAUAAGACUUGUGACUCUGUACAAGUAUGGAGGAAUAUACUUAGACACAGAUUUCAUAGUGCUUAAAUCUUUUCAGUUUUUCGGGUUGAGAAAUUCUAUUGCUGCACAAGGCGUGGACCCAGUUUCCAAGAACUGGACAAGACUGAAUAAUGCAGUUCUUCUUUUUGACAAGAAUCACCCGCUUCUGUUUCGAUUCAUUGAAGAUUUUGAAACAGGUUUUGAUGGGAACAAAUGGGGGCAUAAUGGUCCUUACAUGGUUUCCAGAGUGGUUGAGAGGGUUAAAGAAGUGUUGAAAUUCACUAUUUUGCCUCCGACGUCGUUUUAUCAUGUGGUUUAUCAUGUGGAUAAGAAGCCAAGGAAUGAAGAGGAAGCCAGAUGGAUUGAAGGCUUUUCAUAUAGGAUUAGAAUUUCAAAAUGA